GGCUUAUAAAAUGGCUCUUCGAAUUGAAAAGGAAAAUGUGCAAAUUCUUAGAGAUUUGUCACUUUUACAAAUUCAAUUGCGUGAUUUGGAAGGAUAUCGAGAUUCUCGUUAUCAAUUACUUGUUUUAAAACCAUCAAAAAUGAGUUGGAUUGGUUAUGCUUCUGCUUAUCAUUUAUUGAAGGAAUAUGAUGUUGCUUUAUAUAUUCUUGGUGAAUUCAAGAAGAAUAAUAGGGCUCCUGCAAAAAUCGAUAUUGAAAGCAGCGAGAUUAUUCUCUAUGAAAUUAUGAUACUUACAGAAGCUGGACGUUUUGGCGAAGCCUUGGCGCGUUUAGAAGAAAAUUCCACUUCUAUAUUGGAUCGACUUGCUUAUUUUGAGAUUAGAGCGUCUUUACUAAUAAAUUUGGAACGUUGUGAGGAUGCUGAAAGAGUUUAUUGGACAUUAAUUGAUAGGAAUCCUGAUAAUAUUUUUUAUUAUAAACAAAUUGAGAAAUGUCGGAAAUUGGAUAAUACCCAACAAAAUAAUCAAGACCUCAUUACUUUAUAUGAUACAAUAAUUCUCCAACGUCCUAAAGCUUCUCUUCCAAAAUUAAUUUAUUUGUUAUAUGUUGAUGGUCCAAUUUUUGAGGAAAAAGUUCGUACUUAUUUAAUUACUUGUUUUCGAAAAGGAAUUCCUUCUCUUUUUAAAAAUCUUUUGACGCUUUAUGAUAAUCAACAAAAGGUCAAAACUAUCGAAAGAAUUCUUUUGGAUUUUGUUUACAAAUUUGAAGAAAACGGGUAUAAUCGAUUCUCUUUGGAUGGCUCAAAUCUUCCCGAAUGUCCAACAACCGUUUUGUGGACUUAUUACUAUUUGGCUCAACAUUUUGAUAGAUUAAAAAAUUACCAAAAAGCGCUUAAAUAUAUUGAUGAAGCUUUAAAACAUACUCCAACAUUAAUUGAAUUAUAUAUGGCUAAAGCUAAAAUUUUUAAGCAUUCCGGUGACUAUACGGCAGCAGCCGAUUUAAUGUUAUCUGCACAAGAAUUGGAUACUGCAGAUCGUUAUUUAAAUAGUAAAUGUGCCAAAUAUUUGUUGAGAGAUUGUCGUAUAAAAGAAGCUGAAGAAAUGUGUUCAAAAUUUACUCGUGAGGGAAUGAGUGCAAAUGAUAGUAUGAUAGAAAUGCAGUAAGCAUUAAAAUUUUCUUUAUGUUCCCAAAAGUCUUUAAAAAUUUGUUGAGGUGUCGGUUCGGAAACGAACUGAAGGGCCGAUGAUUUUUCGACUCGGUUUCGGAUAUC
Meloidogyne enterolobii is the source of this 1269-nucleotide messenger RNA. Lineage: Eukaryota; Metazoa; Nematoda; Chromadorea; Rhabditida; Meloidogynidae. The record is from the annotation of a GenBank genome assembly.